Molecule: messenger RNA, 1386 nt
Organism: Beta vulgaris subsp. vulgaris (sugar beet)
Lineage: Eukaryota; Viridiplantae; Streptophyta; Magnoliopsida; Caryophyllales; Amaranthaceae
Product: amino acid transporter AVT1I-like
Exons: 3
Coding region: 136-1386 (416 amino acids)
Cellular component (GO): plasma membrane
Source: RefSeq, a predicted model, not a curated record
AAUCAGACUUGCAAUUUAAAAAAAUGCUACAGCAAUAUCAGGACUAAGUCUGGAUUUAAAGACAGUAUUAGACAUUAUUUUCUUUCUUAUAAUCAAAUUUUUCACAAUGCCAAGACAAUUUUUUCAUAUUUUGUCAUGGACAAUCUAGAAGGAAACAACUAUAACCAGAUAAAUAGUAUAGAAGAAGAAGAAGAAAAUGGGAACAAUUCCUCCUUGAUCAACACUUUUUUCAAUGGCCUCAAUGCUAUAUCAGGAGUUGGAUUGAUAUCAGUUCCAUAUGCUCUUGCAUCAGGAGGUUGGUUGAGCUUAAUCUUGCUUUUCGCAAUCGCGGUCGCAGCCUACUAUGCAGGAGUCCUUACAGAACGUUGCAUAAGAUCAGAUCCAAGCAUCAAGACAUACCAUGACAUUGGUUAUUUUGCAUAUGGUAAAACUGGAAAAUGGGUGGCAUCAAUCAUAUUAUAUAUAGACCUAUACUUGGUUUUAACUGGGUACCUAAUUUUAGAAGGUGAUCAUUUACAUAAUCUCUUCCCAAGAGUGAAAUUUGGAGGAAUUGGAAGACUUAAAUUGGAUGGAAAACAAGUUUUUGUGAUGAUAAUUGCAUUAGUUGUUCUACCAAGUACUUGGUUAGAUGACUUAAGGAUUCUUUCUUACAUUUCUGCAACAGGAGUUAUUGCUAAUUAUGUGAUACUUUUGUCAAUUAUAUGGGUUGGUUGCUUUGAUGGUGUUGGAUUUCAUCACAAGGGUGAACUACAAAAUUGGAGAGGGAUUCCUAUGGCAGCUAGCCUAUUUAUGUUCUCUUAUAGUGCAAAUCCUGUUUUUCCUACUUUAUACAAUUCAAUGCAAAAGAAACAACAUUUCUCUAAGGUCUUGUUGCUGAGUUUUGCCUGUGCCACAUUCUGUUACACUACAAUGGCAAUUCUAGGAUACAUGAUGUUUGGAUCAGAGGUGAACUCGCAAAUAACAUUAAAUCUACCAACUCACAAACUAAGCUCUAAAAUUGCCAUCUACACAAGUUGGAUUAUACCAUUAUCAAAGUAUGCACUCAUGCUAAAACCUGUUGCAAGUGCUACUGAAUGUUGGUUUCCUUACUAUAGUAAGAAAAGGAUCUUCAGAAUUAUACUUAGAACUUUUUUGGUUGUAACUCAAGUUAUAAUUGCGUUAACUUUUCCCUUCUUUGGAUAUCUUAUGACGUUAGUUGGGGCAUUAUUAAGCGCCACAGCUUCCAUCACUGUUCCAUGCUUGUGCUACUUGAAGAUUUCCAACAUUAAUUUGGGAGUUAGGAAGGUGUAUAUAAUCAUGAUUAUAGUCCUAAGUUUGUUAAUUGUAGGCUCUGGUACCUAUAUCUCUUUUGUACAUAUAAUCAAGGAAGUAGACAAAAAAUAUUAA